Molecule: messenger RNA, 1410 nt
Organism: Daucus carota subsp. sativus
Lineage: Eukaryota; Viridiplantae; Streptophyta; Magnoliopsida; Apiales; Apiaceae
Product: E3 ubiquitin ligase BIG BROTHER-related
Exons: 7
Coding region: 148-1086 (312 amino acids)
Source: RefSeq, a predicted model, not a curated record
GUUGAUACUCAGUAGAUUAUAGAAUCUACAAUAGUGCUGAAGCAUAUCUCCUAUUUUCCUUUUACUUUGUGUCAUGUACACAUUGAAUCCGAAGCAAACCCCACUCUGAUUUAGCUCUCUCGAUUCAAUCCUAAUUCCAUAAUCAUUAUGGACAAUAACAACAGUAACAAUCCCGAUGCUGAUUCCAAAGCUCCGCCCAAGAUCACCGGCGACCAAAUCCCUUCUCCGGCAGCCGGAGAAUCUAACUCCCCGCCGGCGGAGAAUAUCAACGAUGCUCGCCAGACGAGAACUGCCUUCACCGAGCUUAGUCAGGUCGAUGCUGAUCUUGCCCUCGCUCGUACUCUUCAAGAACAGGAAAGGGCGUAUAUGAUGAUUAGAAUGAAUGGGGAUGGAAGUGAUUAUGGAAGUUGGGAGACUGGGAGCUAUGUGGCCGAGGAUGAUGAUUUUGAGGAUCACAGCGAAAAUGAGUCUGACGGUUCUGAUGCAAGUGAUGAACAUGAGCAUGACUCUGACGAUUCUCACGAUGAAGAAGAUGAGCUUGAUGUUCAUUCUCAUGACGAUGAAGAUGAUGAUAUUGAGGAUGAUGGUGGUGAAUCUGAUAUUGAAUUAAACCCUGCUGAUUUUCCAAAUGACGAGGCUUAUGCACGAGCCCUACAAGAUGCUGAAGAACGGGAACUGGCUAUGAGGUUGCUUGCACUUUCUGGGAUAAAUGAGAUGGUAGCUGGUUACUCUGAGGAGCUAGAUGAUCGUGGCGGUGAUUCUCAGGAUGCUUGGGAGGAGGUUGAUCCAGAUAAUUUAUCAUAUGAGGAAUUACUUGCACUGGGUGAUGUUGUCGGAACUGAGAGUAGAGGGUUAUCUGCUGAUACAAUAGCCUCAUUGCCUUCAAUGAGUUUCAAGAUGGAAAGCAAUCAGGAUGGAAACAUGGAAUCGUGUGUAAUUUGCCGGCUGGAUUAUGAGGAGGGAGACACCUUGACUUUGCUUUCCUGUAAACACUCAUACCACCCAGAGUGCAUAGACAACUGGUUACGUAUAAACAAGGUCUGCCCGGUUUGUAGCGCUGAGGUCUCCUCGUCAGGAAACAGUUAGCAGUGAUAUUAUUGGUGUCCUCAUUGUGAAACAGUUUAGCAGAGAGGCUGAUGAUGAUCUUCAUCUUCAAGUUUCUAAAUUGUAUGGCAUAACUUGGUGGGCAGACAACAAGAGUGGUUCACUGGGUCUUGUUUCUAUGUUAUUGUGCUUCUUGCUGGCAUAAAGACUGUAGUACAUUUUUUUGUUUUGUAUGCGUUUUUAGCACUGCCCCAAUGCAAUUAGCAUUUAAAUCUCAAUAUUUGCCAGAGUGUGCUCUACACUAUAGUUUAUUUUAUUGAACCCCAAGGGUGGCCUUUAGCCAGCUCUAGAUUUUCAUUUCCUUAA